Molecule: messenger RNA, 2425 nt
Organism: Styela clava
Lineage: Eukaryota; Metazoa; Chordata; Ascidiacea; Stolidobranchia; Styelidae
Source: RefSeq, a predicted model, not a curated record
UAAUUACUUCAGUAAAUUUAAUUUUAUAUUCAAGACAACAUGGAACUUCAAUUGGACCGGAACGUCAAACUUCGAGAUCUUAACGAGCAUAUAACCUGCUUCGUAUGUGGCGGAUACCUUAUAGAAGCAACAACCAUCGUAGACUGCUUACAUACUUUCUGUAAAAGCUGUCUCAUCAAACGAUUACUCAGCAAAAAUUAUGAUUGCCCGAAAUGCGGAAAUCAAAUUCAUCAUAGCCAUCCGCUACAAUAUAUUGGUUACGACAGAACACUUCAAGAUGUCGUCAACAAAUUAGUUCCGAGCUUACAGCGUCUUGAAACAGCAAGGGAGGAAAAAUUUUAUCAUGAGCGCGGAUUGGACUGCCCUCGAAAAGAUGUUGUCGCUAUCAAAACGGAAAAUUUAACUUCACCAGAAGAUCGAGGAAAAUCUCAAAACUACCAUCGUCAUGACGAACAAAUUCAAAUCUCUCUCGUCCGUGGGAGUGACAAAUUAAAAACAUUGGAAAAACCAUUUAUGAUUUGUUCUGUAAACGCUACGAUUAAAAUUUUGAAAAAAUUUGUUGCAAAAAAUAUCGGAAUUACGAGCGAACUUGAUAUUUUAUGCAAUGAGGAAAUACUUGGACGAGAUCACUCGUUAAAAUUUGUUCUCGUCACUCGAUGGCGCUCAAAAGCACAGCCUUUGUUACUAGAAUACAGACCUAGAGUGACUUUGCUAUGAAAUGCAGCCAUUUAAUAUAUCUGUUAUAUCUUUAGUUCCAAUUUGACCUCUCCUUUUUACUUGAGUAAUCAUUGAACUGUGACUGGUCAGAAUAAUCUCUACUUAAUCGCCAACAGCGUAUUCUGUCAUUUCAUGCUUAUUUGAUUCUUGAGAUGGCUCCUGGGGAAAGCUUAUGGUUAUCCUCUGACUCCUGAUCAUUUUUUCCCAUAUUUUACAACAGUGAAAUUCUAAGAGUAUUUCGUGAUAUGACGCCCAAAUAUUGAAUGAAUAUAAUUGGUUUGUCUCGAUGAAUAACAAAUUGUAUAAUUGAACGCAUGAGGGAUUAUGAGUCGAGAGGGGCAUAUCGCAUAUAAGCUGAGUUUACAACUCAAAAAAAAGAUGCCAAACUAAGUGGUCGGCUUAUACUAGCAUAACUCAGAUCAGGGGUGUAGCCAGAAAUUUUUAAAAGGGGGGGGGGGUUCUGAAUUAUUUUUUCGCAAAGUUAGAUCGAAACUGCUAGCGGGCCCGAUCGAACGCUGGAAUACACGUGUUUUUAGUAGUCUUGGGGGUCUAAUAAGCAUUUCAAAUUGCUAUCUAUAAUACAGAAGAAUGAUUUUAUUUUUUUUAAUUUUGAAAGGGGGGGGGGGUUGACCCGCAAAACCACCCCCCUGGCUACGUCACUGACUCAGAUUGCACUAAAUUUUCUUCCGAACCAGCGUGUUCUGAUUCGUAGUUUCAGCUUAUGUGCGACACUUUUAAUUGAAACACGAUUGUGCGAUGUCCCUCUUGACAAAUAUGAACACUGCCAAAAUAAUUCAACAAAUUCAAAUGAACAACACGAAGAAUGCAUUCGGGAUAAUGAUAUCCAGUUUUGGUUCUCCGCAUUUCCUUUCCCCAGCAAAAAGUGUGCUGAUUUUAUUAAUUUUUUUUCUCAAUUUUGUAUGUUGUUAAACUUGACAAUGACUUUUUGAUUUGGAUGAUCAACGAACAAAUUUUUGUAUUUUUAUUGCAAUAUUUUACUUUCUUUUUAUUAUAAUUUUUUUCAUUGACUCAGGUUUUAUGAAGCUCUCUAAUUAAUCUGUGAAAUAUGUCUGCGCAGAAGAACCUAAUCCUAACUCAGAAACACAUUGAUGAAAUUUAUUUCUGAGUUGAGCAUAACCUAUGUUGAAUAUAUUCGAUGUUUCAUAUUCUAUAACAGUGGUUCCCAACGUUUCACAGCUCGAGGCCCCUUCAGGCGGCUUUUGGCACUCAUGUUCAUCAUCCCAGUGUUAUUUUGAUUGGUAGAUUCCAAAUCCUAUUAUGUUCAAACAAUUCAUGCUCAACAAAGUGAAAACGUCCUGUGAAAUAACCUUAUCGAGCAAUGAAAUUAGGAAGAACGAGGAGUUUUCUUGUAAAUUGAAAAGUAAAAUGAGUUAUGCGCCUGCCACUGUGGCUCCGGUCAGGAACCGCUGUUCUAUAAUAUGGAUUUGGAUGCGAAUCAGUAUAUAUCAAAUUUUUUUAAUACUCAUAACUUAAUUAUGUGUUUGUAGCAAUAGAUUACCUGUAGUUCCACUCUAAAUUCCCUUGCAUUUAUCACGGCUAAGUGCUAAUCAUGGGUAACAUUUUUACUGCUUUUUGAAAAAAAUUUGGAGCUAAAUUCAGCAAUUCCAUAACACAGGUUUUUAAUAUUUAUUCUGAGAGGAGAGAAAAGUCGAUGAUACAGCUUAACCAUAUUAUGAACGGCCUCUUG